Messenger RNA from Acromyrmex echinatior (Panamanian leafcutter ant), 1113 nucleotides. RefSeq lists its product as uncharacterized. NCBI's taxonomy places the organism in Eukaryota, Metazoa, Arthropoda, Insecta, Hymenoptera, Formicidae. The record is from RefSeq and is a predicted model, not a curated record.
GGCAGCUGCAGUUGAAGGAUCCGGUUCAGGCCAAGCAGGAUCGGCUUGAAGACCUGAAUACGAGAUGUGCCGGAUUCUGAUUUGGCAGUAUCGAUUCGCAACAAAAUGGGACACAAUUCGCAUUUUUAUCAAGAAGUGCACAAUCGGGGUCAUGAUUAACACUUUGUUGGCUUCGAGCUACUGUCCAUCGUCCAUUGUUACUGUUAUUUCCAGUAACGUCCUAUGGAGAUUAAAAGACCAAAGGAACAAGGGAUCAGUUAUCAAGAUGGAAACUCUGCAAGAUCGAGCCCGAAGAAAAUCCCGGACUUCCCUUAAAAUCUUCAAGGAAACUCACCGCAUCGUACCGGAGCCGAGAACGAAACGGCGCGGCGGGAGGGAGAGGAAGCCAGAAAGGGAAGAGAAAAGCAUUGCUACAGGCGUCAGGAUGAAGGGUACUGAAAGAUUCUUGGCGCAGUUGUGCUCGCUCCCUUGUACCGUUCGCUUCGCCAAAGCAGCAGCCUCUAUUCAUCCCCCGGUGCGCAUCGUCGUUGGCGUGAGCGAGACGACCGCAAACUCGCAAAUCGACGAUGGCCAGAAAGAGUACGGUGAAGCCCCUGGAGCAGCGUGAACGGGGUGAGGAAGCGUAAGGGGAAGGAGAAAGAGAGAGAGAGAGAGAGAGAGAGAGAGAGAGAGAGAGAGAGAGAGAGAGAGAGCAGUCGGCGUUCUCGUGUCAUAGACAAAGACGCGACGAGAUCGAACCUCCCGCCAUGUACGUUGCGGAAACGACCGAGCGUCGACGAAACGGUCGCCGAGACGGUCGCUCAGUUGCGCGCGAGACGUGCAUCGUGUCGUGUCGCGCGUUGCCGCGUUGCGCGUUGCGAGGAUCUCGGAGUAGUCGGAAUAGUCGGAGUCUCGGAGAUGCGACGCAGCCGGCCGUCGCCGAUCGUGCGCGUGCGUUACAUCAGCAUUCACUCGCUCGCUCGCUCACUAGCACAUUCGUUUCGUCCAUCUGUCCCUGGACUUCUCGAUAAUAUCGGAGCCUGUGUGAUGCAUCUUCUCAUAUCUCGAGCAACACAUGUCAGAACGGAAUUCCAUCUUUCGAUAACCAUUUCCCGUGUUUGAAGCAAUGCGUGC